Molecule: messenger RNA, 1046 nt
Organism: Pseudoliparis swirei
Lineage: Eukaryota; Metazoa; Chordata; Actinopteri; Perciformes; Liparidae
Product: asialoglycoprotein receptor 1-like
Exons: 7
Coding region: 1-981 (326 amino acids)
Source: RefSeq, a predicted model, not a curated record
AUGGCCGAGGAGGUCAACUACGCCUCGGUGGUGUUCAAGUCCAACCAUCAGGCUCCACCCGAAGCGAUCAAAGAGGAGGAGACGGUGUACGACGAGGUGAAGAUGAAACGACGAACAAGCCAACAAACCGCCGACACCGCCGAUGACAAACAAAACAACAACAACAACAACAACAACAAGCAGCGGCGUCGGUACCAGAGGCUGGCGUGUUGCUUCGGGGUUCUUUGCGUCGUCCUGCUGGGCGGCCUCGUGGGAGUCUUUGUCGUCCUUGCUUCAUUAAGUGGUGAAAAAAACAAAACGACUCUGCUGGCCGAAAUUCACAACCUGAAAAACCUCACAGACAAACUCAGCGCAGACAAUGACAACUUGAGAAUGGAACACAACACUCUGACGGUCGAGUUGAGCAACCUGACAACGAAAUAUAAUGUCUUAGAUAGCAAAAACGCAAACCUGACAACACGGAACCAGGACCUGGAGAAUCAGAGCAACACCUUAAGACAACAGAUUCAAUACAUGGAAACCAACUGGACUGAGCUCAACAUCAGCAGAGCUCAGUGGAGCAUCGAUACCUACUGCAUCCACAACGCCGAGGGAAAGUGUGAAGCGUGUAGGAAGGGCUGGUUACACAACCAGAAGACCUGCUACGUGACUAUUAACCCUAAUCCUCCUGGUGGGAAAACCUGGACAGAAGCUCGAGAAAACUGCAGAGAGAAAAAUGCAGAUUUUCCUGUUGUUCUCACUGAAGAGGAAAAGAACAUAAUCGAUAAGUACAGCUAUGGGGACGUUGGAGACUGGAUUGGCCUGAGAGUUGAAGAUGGGAAAUGGAAGUGGAUCGAUGGAACUGAGCUGAAUCAAAUCUCCUGGAUAGGACCUCCUGUUGACGGUCACUGUGCUGUCUCAACCCAGAGUGGAGUAUGGCGCUCAGUGAGCUGUGACCUCCGUAAGCAAUGGAUCUGCGUCCAGGACGCUUUAUCCGUGUGAACUUCUCACACUUCCUACUUGAGAAUAUCUAAACAGGUGAAUUAACUGUGUAAUAAUACCGACAU